Messenger RNA from Sinocyclocheilus grahami, 7088 nucleotides. RefSeq names its product microtubule-associated protein 1B-like. The transcript is spliced from 8 exons. Gene Ontology annotation, biological process: microtubule cytoskeleton organization; axonogenesis; dendrite development. The record is from RefSeq and is a predicted model, not a curated record. The coding region runs from base 148 to 4773 and encodes 1541 amino acids. Gene Ontology annotation, molecular function: actin binding; microtubule binding. Lineage: Eukaryota; Metazoa; Chordata; Actinopteri; Cypriniformes; Cyprinidae. Gene Ontology annotation, cellular component: dendrite; microtubule associated complex; synapse.
GAUGAGAGGAGGCAGCAGCGGUUCCUCAUCACUAUGACACACAGUCUGAGGAUAUAAAAGCCCGGGCCACUCCUUCUGCGCCCGCUGCACGCCUUCAGAGAGCAGCUCACUUCAGGUUGCCGGACAGAGAGCCGAGUGUCUGAAAGAAUGGCGACGCUACUUGAUACUGUAGAUCCUCCAGCACCCUUCGGAGGUGUCAGUAGCAUCAGGAACACGGCAUCACCCACGGCCUCGACACAUCACUUCGACGAGGGCAAAUAUUACCUGCUGGUGGUCAUCGGGGAGCUGGUCACCGACGAGCAUCUGAAGUGUGCCAUUGCGGACAUUGAGAAAGGAAUUCGUUCAUGGGACACAAACCUGAUUGAUUGUAACCUGGACCAGGAGUUGAAGCUUUUUGUUUCUCGACACUCUGCCAGGUUUUCAGCCGACGUGAAAGGACAAAAGAUUCUGCAUCACAAAAGUAAUGUGUUGGAGACAGUAGUGCUCAUCAACCCUUCAGAUGAAGCUGUUAGCACUGAGGUACGUCUGAUGGUCUCAGACACAACCCACCAUAAGCUGCUUGUCCUGGCAGGACAGUGUUUUGAAAAUACAGGCGAGCUGAUUCUCCAGUCAGGCUCCUUUUCUCUCUUCAAUUUCAUUGACAUUUUUACAGAUCAAGAGAUUGGAGAGCGUCUAAGCACCAUACAUCCAGCCAACAAAGCCAGUUUAACUCUUUUCUGUCCGGAGCAUGGUGACUGGAAAAAUUCGAACCUAGACAAACACAACUUGCAGGACUUCAUCCAUAUGAAGCUGAAUUCCCCAACCAUCCUUCCAGAAAUGGAAGGCCUUUCUGAAUUCACAGAGUACCUGUCAGAAUCUGUAGAAAUCCCAUCUCCUUUUGACAUGCUUGAACCUCCAACUUCAGGAGGGUUCCUAAAAUUAUCCAAACCAUGCUGUUAUAUUUUCCCUGGUGGACGGGGUGAUUCAGCACUGUUUGCGGUUAAUGGCUUCAACAUGCUGAUUAAUGGUGGAUCUGAUAGAAAGUCAUGUUUUUGGAAGCUGGUACGACAUCUGGACAGAGUGGAUUCUGUUCUCCUCACACACAUUGGAGAUGACAACCUUCCUGGUAUCAAUAGCAUGCUGCGGCGCAAAAUAGCUGAACUUGAGGAGGAGCAGUCGCAGGGAUCCACAGCUAACAGUGACUGGACAAAGAAUAUGAUUUCACCUGAUAUUGGAGUUAUGUUUGUCAACAUGCCUCAGAACCUUGAAAACCUUGAGACCAACUACAGGAUUAGGAAAAAUGCUGAGGAGGCAUGUCUCACGCUGGAGUACCUAAACAAGCUGUCUUUAAAGCCUGAACCUCUGCAUAGAAAUAUUGGGAAUACAGUAGAACCAAUUAUACUUUUCCAGAAAAUGGGGGUUGGAAAGCUUGAAAUGUAUGUUCUUAACCCAGCAGAGAAUAGCAAGGAGUUGCAGUACUUCCUGAAAGAAUGGACUGGUAGUGAUAAAGACAAAUCCCCCAUCUUGUUACCAAAUGAAAAAGAAUCAGAGCUCCCAAUCUCAUAUUUGUCUUCCAUCUCAUCACUGAUUGUGUGGCAUCCUGCUAACCCAUCAGAAAAAAUCAUCCGUGUUCUCUUUCCAGGCAAUUCCACUCAGAAUAAUAUUCUUGAAGGACUAGAGAAACUUAAACACUUAGACUUCCUCAAACAUCCUGUGAUCACACAAAAGGAGCUUAAUUCAAAUUUCACACCAACACUGAAACAAGCAAAGAUGAAACAUAAGACAGAUAGUAAAGAGAGCCUAAAGUCCACAUCAAAGCCAUCCCCAAGCAAAAAUCUCCACAAAGAGUCCAAAGAAGAAUCCCCUGAAAAACUAAAAACCCUCAGUAAAACUGACUCUGUGGAAAUCCCGGAGCCGACACAAAAAAUAGAAAAGAAAGAAAAAACACUUGUGAAAAAAGUGAAAACAGGAGACAAGGACAGUAAAAGCAAGAUUGAGCAAACACCCAAAAUCGACACUCCAGAGAAAAAGAAAGUUGACCUUAAACCAAAAACAAUAAAGAAAGAAACAAAGAAAUCCGUGGAAAAAAGUGAGACUGAUAAAAAGGCUGAAAAACCCACACCCAAGAAAGAAGAAAAGGCCAAAAAAGAAGAGAAGGUGAAGAAAGAGGAGAUGAAAAAGGAAAUUAAAAGAAGAGAUAUUAAGAAAGAUUCCCUAUUAAAGGAAAGCAGAAAGGACGAAAAGAAAGAAACUCAGAAAGAUGAAAAAGAACCUAAAAAAGAUUUGAGGAAAGUCGGUGGCUUGAAAAAGAAUGCCCCUAGCACUCCUGAGGUGAAAAAACCUGCACCUAAACCAAAGGUUGCAGCACGAGGCAAGGGCACUGGUAGUCCUGCAAAAUCCAAAGAGAAGGCUAAGUCCAAGUCCACCAAAAAAGAUGCUGGUGAACCAGUGGAAGCACCUUCCAUCUCAAGUGCUACUGCUGAAGAACCUGCUGUUGAAGCCAGUGUAACAGAUGUUCUUGAGGCAGAGAGGUCACUGAUGUCUUCUCCAGAAGACCUCACUAAAGACUUUGAGGCUCUGAAAGCAGAGGAGAUUGCUGAAGUUGACGAAAUCCUAUUACAGACCAAAAUAGACGAUUCUGAUCAAGGAAGGUUGAUUAAGCAUGAAGAAAUAACUCCUUGCAAAGAGUCUCCAGAAGCAGCAGAGUCCCUGGAUGAAGGAAUAGCAACCACAGAAGCUGAGGAGGAAUGUGGUGGUACUCCAGGGGAUCUAGAACCCAAUCAAAAAAGCAAUGGUACCAGCGAAAAAUUUGAAGAUGAAGGAACAGGUUUGGAAGAGUCAUCUGAGAUAGGAGACUAUGAAGAAAAGGGAGAUACAGAGGAAGUGGAUGAGCAAGACAGAGCAAUAUCUAAGUUAAAAGAUGAUGGACAGCAAGAAGAGCAGGAAACCGAGGAAGGACCAGAUUACGGUGCAGAAAAACCACAAUAUAGACAUGACAAAGAAACUGAGUUGCAGAGUUUUGAUGUAACCACACCACCAAAGAUAUCUGCACCGGCAUCUCCUGCUGUUUCUAUUCAUGAUGAAACACUACCAGCAGGUUUAGAAAGUGAGGUUGCCUCUGAUGAUGAAAAUCGAGAUGAGCCUCCAGAAGAAUACACAACAUCUGGACACACUCAGUCUACAAUUGAGAUCUCAAGUGUUCCAACACCUAUGGAUGAAAUGUCUACUCCAAGAGAUGUAAUGAGUGAUGAGACAACCAAUGAUGAAAGUGAUUCUCCUUCCCAAGAUUUUGUCAGGUAUGGUAUGACUACAGAUAAUGAGAGAAAGACCCUUUCACCUCUCCAAGACCUUCCUGAAUUAGAUCACUCCAAGAGCGAUGCCACUGAGGGGCAUGACUAUCAUGCAUCAGCUUCCACCAUUUCACCACCAUCUUCACUGGAGGAAGACAAAUCUGCCAAGGAGUUUUUAGCUAAAGACACAUUUUCUUUUGAUUCAAACAGGCUCAGUGCUACCAGUACAACUUUGCCUCUUGUCAGGUCACCUUCUGGUGACCAAAACGUGAAUGUUGACCAUGUUCAUGCAGGUGUAUCUUCACCAAUUGAACUGGGAACCACAUUAGCAGGGAUGUCAAAAGGAAUGGAAUCAUACAGUCCAGAUGAGAAAACCUUAGAGGGCCCUUUAUCUCCUCAGUCCUCAGGUCACACACCUUACUACCAAUCCCCAGUAGAGGAAAAAGCUGGCAAUCUACCACUGGACAAAACACCUGAAUCCCAGGGUCCUAUUAUUGUUGACAUCACAAGUGACAAGGAAUACUCUCCCAAAGAGGCUAGUCCUAUUGAUGAAGCAGUACCUGUGUCGCAAAUGGGAAAGAAGCAAUCACAGAGUUAUGAAGCACAUUUAUCUUCCAAUUUUGAGCUUGACCACAAGACCCCAAGCCAGACUGACAAUAAUGAUAAAAAGUUAGCAACUGAUGACAGUUCUUCAGUUACAUCUGCUACAUCUUUGCCACCGACUAAAGUAGAGAGCCUUUCUGAUACAAAUCAUUUCACAGCAUUUAAAGAGGACAGCAAAAUGUCCAUAUCCGAGGGGACCAUAUCUGAUAAGUCUGGCACUCCAGUUGAUGAGGUUGUCGCAGAGGACACAUUCUCUCACAUUGCCUCUGCUUCAACAGCAUCGCUCGCAACAAGUUCUUUACCAGAACCUACAACAGAUGAUGUCUCCCCAUCACUUCAUGCUGAAGUUGGCUCCCCUCAUUCUACAGAAGUGGAUGACUCUCUCUCUGUCUCUGUUGUUCAGACUCCAACCACAAUGCAAGAAGCAGAAGUUUCCCCUUCCAAGGAGGACAGUCCCCGGCCUAUGUCGAUCUCCCCUGAUGUUUCCCCAAAAAUGCUUCAGCUUUUAAAGAGAAGCACUAAGUCCAGCAGUGGAACAUCAGUACCUAACUGUCCUCCAAUGUAUAUGGACCUAGUUUACAUACCAAAUCACUGCAAUGCUAAGAAUGUGGAUGCUGAGUUCUUUAAACGGAUCCGAUCCUCCUACUAUGUAGUCAGUGGUAAUGAUCCAACAGCACAGGAGCCCAGUAAGGCAGUUCUGGAUGCUCUGUUGGAAGGAAAGAGCCAGUGGGGAAAUAAUGUGCAGGUCACACUGAUUCCAACCCAUGAUACAGAAGUUAUGAGGGAGUGGUACCAGGAAACCCAUGUGAAGCAGCAAGACUUGAACAUCAUGGUUUUGGCGAGCAGCAGCUCUGUGGUUAUGCAAGAUGAGUCUUUCCCUGCAUGUAAGAUUGAGCUGUGAUUGUCAUGAUCCAGAUAUGGUAGCGGUUGGAUGUUAGACAGCAAAUAAAUGAAAAACUUAGUACACACAUUCACAAAAGCAAAUAUUUUGGAUCACAUUCCAUAUUCUCAAUAGAGGAACCAGUAAAAAUGUUUCUCAGUAGAAUUAUCUGUCUAUCUUUUGAGGUCUCAGGUUGUGAAAAUGCUUGGUUUGUCACUAUUGACCACACAAAGAACAGUUUUUGGUGUGAACCAGACCUCCUUAAACAUACAAACAACCAGCAGAAGCUAAGCUAAACUAAACAACUGACUAAAUACAUACAGUAGUCGGUGGAUGAACACUGUACUGAGCAGCUCCAAUAAAAUUGACAACUAACUACAAAUGUACUCAUUUACGCACAGAUGAUGAAUGGAUCACUGAAAAAGAACUCAUUAAAUUGUAUUGUUUACACCAAAGGUUGAGGGAUUGUUUUAAUGCCUUAGAAAGUUAAACUGAAUGUACAACAGACAUAAUGCACUUAAUAUGAGGACAAUUAAAUGGUAUGCAUGAUCCACUGUGACAUAAAUAUAUCAUAGGAUGCAAAAGCUACAUUAAACUUCAUAUUCCAGCCACACUGAGUUGCAUAAAAUAUGAAUGUGAAGCUUGCUACCUUUGCGAAUAAAUGCAAAAUAGAACAAUGAUCUAACCAACUCUAAAUAACUCUCUGAGAAAAAGAAAUGCCUGAGAAAACGUGAAAUACCAUAAGUUGUAUGUAAAAACUGUUGUAGUAAAAGAACAACAACAAUAACAUCUCGUACCUUUUCUUCCUGGACAAGCAAAGAAUUCAUUAAUUAUAUUGUCACAGCCCAUCUUUAGCUUGAAAUUACACAAAUUUCACACCAGCCUUUUUUUAAAUAGGGUAAAAUAUUAAAUGUUUGAACUCCAAAAAUUGUUAUUCAUCAGUUUGUACUAGUUCUUAAUUUAUUUAUGCUAAUGUUUUUAUCUGAGCAAUACAAUCGUUAUAUUUAUUUGCUUUAUUUAAUGCUUAAAUUAUUUAUAACUAUAAAGUUUGCUUUUUGGACAUUUCCUAUGAAGUUGAUUAUGAAAAGUGAUCUUUUGUGUCAAAGUUCAACAUUAUUGUUUUUCUUUGAUGACUAUUGUUUUCUUCUCUUACUCCAAAUGGGGUUGAUUAUCCUUUUAACUGAACAUUUCACUCAAUGUUGAGAGCUCUUCUGUAUGCACUGUUCAUCCAAAUCUUAUCCAUCUAUGAUUUUUAUUUUCUUAGCUUGUUAAUGUUGCCAAGAAGAGCCAUCAAGAUUGUGGUACAUUGAAAGUUGAGAAACUGAAAACUUUCCUUUACUUAGGAAUCUUUUAUAAAAUUGCACUGUACUAUAAUUAUAAAUAGCUUAGUGACGGAGUGAGUGGUCGGAUGAUAUGUGCAUGUGUAAUGUAUUAUCCUUGACAUUUCUCUGCUUUCUUUCACUAAGAGGGGAAACUCACUCUUUACUGCCAACAAAUCACUGCAAGGAUAUGACAAAUAAUUCAUGAUUCUAAAAAUCAUGAACUUGGAUCAGGUUUACUGUAUCUUAAUGUCGCUUUUUAUCAAUAACCAUACAGCCAUGAAAAUGUUAACAUCUUAUUGAAGGUUGUCAAAGAGAUUUGAAUUAUAAUCAUUAAUUCCUAUGAUGCUACCACAGUAUACAGAUUUGACAGUUUACCAGAAUCUACAUGACUAUACAGGAUUAUGCUAUAGGUUGUUAUAAAUAUUUUAAAGUCGAAACUGCUUGAGAUAUUUAUACAACACGUCAACAAAUUAUACUAUUGGGGAACUUAGUGCCUUUGUGGCACAACCCUUUUCAACAGCUCAGUAUAACAGUACACUUGAUACGACAUUUAACUCAGAACCGGACAAUUCUUAAUUCCAUACUAACAGCAGCAAUUGUUAACAGAUUCUUCUAGCCACAUGCUUCAGCAAAGUGCACUGUUGUGCACUGUCGUGAGACAUCUACAUUACUAAAUACAGCACACACAUCCAGUCUAUCACUCCCCUCUUUCCUCUGACCCACAGUAACACUUCACUUUCUCUCAAAACUUCACAAUCCCUCUGGUUCUCUUCGCUCACCUUCGGGUGCUAGUAAGAAUAUGUCUGCAGUUGUGUAUGAAAUAUAUAUAUCUUGUGAACAUGCAUCUUUCCUCUUUUCAUUCCUAAUCCCAUAUCUAGAGGAUAGUCUCCAGUGAAAGUAUUACCUUUUGCUUUUUCUGAUGUUUGUGUGCGAUAACUCUUCCCAACUAUGGAGUGUUUGAUGUAAAGGGAACUACACUUAAAAAGAGGGUAAAUUUGACCACAAUAAAUCAUU